AAGAGUCUGCAGUGAAUGUCUAAAAGAUGACACCGGUAAAAUCAUGAGCGCUAUGGAAAAAUAUGGAAAUGGUCUUCUGAAAUGUAUAUGACUUAUUUGACAGUGGAGCGCUCAUUGUUGACGCACGGCUGAUGAAACCGGUGAUUGCUUCCUACUUCGAGAAGACGGUUAAACAUUUAUGAUAUAUUUUGUUUUUAUCUUGGAGGAAAAAUAGCUAUAGAGGUUUAUAGUGAAAAUGGUUUAUAUGCCUUGCUAUUUAUGGACCAUUGAUCGUCUUGAUUACUCUGAAAUUAUCUGGGAGUAAAACUCCAAAUCGAUGGGUGUCAAGCGGGGAUUGACGUGCUCCUUGAAGCGUCUUGUUGUCAUGACGAUAUGGAUCGGGAUCGGAUGUCUUGCUAUCAGUGUGUUUCGCGCCCCUUCCGAAUAUGACAUGUCACGUGACCCGUCCAGAUCACAGCUCCUCCCACUUUUAAGGGCCGAUGUUAGCAGACAAAUAAACAUGCAUCCUGAUACGACAUCUUCUCGAGACAAGAACAGUGACCAGCUGGCUGGUAUGAAAGGAAAAGAGGAGAAGAAGUCAGGUGACGAACCUAAACGGGUGGUUAAGGUGGUUAGGGUCAUACGUCGAGUUGUUCAGAAAGUGGUCACCUCCGAUGCUGACCAAACCUCAACGAAGGACGUCCUCAAAUUCUUUAGUCACGCCUCUAAGCUUCACCCAGUAUCAGCAUCCAACAACGAGAACAGAAAUUUUCCAGUCACGGACAAGUUAUGGAAAUUCAGUAAGAUGGAGGCAGAGAAGAUCUACCUCUUUAGGCAGCUACUAUCAAAACCUUGGAAACCUAACCCAGAGCAUCUUCGUCAAUUCAGGUAAUGAAUAUAUCCCCGUACGAUUGUCCUACGAACCAAUUUAAUACGAGACGAAGUUCUUUCAAAUGAUAGUAUGCCAAUGUAUCCAACCAUUUUAUAUCAUCUUUGUAAUGAAUACUAGAAAAGUGAAUAUUUUUCGAAUUGAGACAAAACGUUUAUGAUGCAUGGAUGUAGAUCUGAAUCUUCUUCCGAUUGCAGGCAAUGUAAUGGUAUCCCAGGAAAUUGAGUGUUUGUGCGUUGUACUUAAUAAUCAAUAUAUUAUUGUGGUAAGCUAUGGUAAAAUCUUGUAAAUAAUUUAUUAGGUUUAUAAUAGUGUGCAGAUUUUCGCCAUUUUCCAAAAUGUAGAUGCAGUAUAUGAUAUGAAUGGAGAGAGUAAGAGAGGGGGGGGGGGGGGAGAUGACCAUACCUGUCAUAUCAUUGUACCUUCAUAAGGAAUUUUCGUUCUGUACUAGGGUGAUUGGAAAAUAUGCAUAAGAUGCGCUUCCUCUUUGGUUUAAUCCAUCCACCACUUUCUACCAGCGGCGUAAUGUGCAAAAAAAAAAAUGAGGGGCCAGAUAUGGAGUAUCGGGCAAAAUUUAUAAAAAGUUGCGAGCGAGCAAAAAAAUUCACAAUUUUUACUACAAAACUGCAAUUUUGUAAUGGAUUUUGACAUAACGUUUUGAAAAUAAUGUCAUAAUUCACCCUUCUCUUUUUUUUCUUGAUCACUAAAAAUUUGGGAUGUCCAUGGUGUCCAAAUCCCCCCCCCAUCUGUACGUCAGACUAAUAACAUAACCCUGCUCAAAUUGAUCACCUGUUACCUUUCAGGACGCCGACACAACUACUUUCUAGUCUUACAAAUCUUAACGAUAUAUUCGUAGGACGGAAACACUUAUCACACCCAAUGAAAGAAUUAUAUAUAGUUUUCAACCUUCGUAAAAGCAUCCGUCGUCCUAAACGAAAUUCGGAGUUUUAGCAUCCUAAAGUAUAUGGCAACAAUAGAUCUUCGGUUCGUGUGCAAAUUCUUGUUAAUACUACAUGCAUGGAGUAGCUCCAUAUAUGCUACCUGUAUGGAAAGAGCGACAUGUCUAUAUCACCGCAUGCGACACCAUUAUCAUGCAUGCAUGCAUAACCAUUUCGCAAGUUGUGACAUGAGAAAAUCCCGUUCUUUGACAAGC
This is a messenger RNA of Lytechinus pictus (painted urchin), 2021 nucleotides long. RefSeq lists its product as uncharacterized. Bases 317 to 871 code for a protein of 184 amino acids. The transcript has 4 exons. The record is from RefSeq and is a predicted model, not a curated record. NCBI's taxonomy places the organism in Eukaryota, Metazoa, Echinodermata, Echinoidea, Temnopleuroida, Toxopneustidae.